GUAUAACAGCUUGACUCACUAUUCACUGAGUCCUUAGGUUCCUUAGCAAAUAAUUAUAACAAGGCAAUACCUUUGCAGGAUUCGCGUAACUGUGCCUUUUCAGCGGAUGUACAUUAAAUAAUCGUAUUAAGUUUUAAUCUUUAGUAGAGUUAAUGUCUGGAGCACCGUAUUAUGAAGAUGACGGCGAGUCAUUGAAUUCUGGAACUUAUCCUUUUCCAUUUGCCGAUGAUCGUAGAUUUCCAAACUCAUUGCAGCAAGCUAUUUUCCAUGAAGAUGAUUCAGGACGAGGUAGCGCUGGUGAUUCUGCUUUAAUUGACCCACCGUUUCAUGAUAUAUCAAAAUCAAACGUGAACGCGGCCGAUCCCAUGGAGAGCGACUUUAGCCAAUUUCAGCCAGCAAGCAAAGAACAGGAUUUUCACCCCUUAUCGAAUAACGGCUCUAAGGAUGACUUGUUAUUGACCGAAGACGCGAAUGGACUGAAAGACAAAGGCGGAAUGCCUUCUUCAACCAGUCCGCAUCGACCAGAAAGCGGUUCUCCAAAAAGUCAUGAAGCGCACAUCAAGAGGAAUACACCACUGCCGCCUCAUGGCGCAUCACCUCUCCCUCCAAUGUCCAUUGCCAUGAAUUUUGCCCGGAAGAAGGCUUGGCCUGCAAGUUUAGCUAUUGAACGUGAUAACACCGCUGAUGCUAUUUUUUCGAGAGAAGAAGGUAAAGAAGAGCAAUUUACUUUAGAAGGUGUUAAAACAAAAUCAGGACGUAAAGUCCACCGACCCAAUCAUUUUGAUCCUUUGGUAAAAUUACCCACUAGAAAGCGUGGCCCUGGUCGACGGCCUACUAUUGCAUUAACUAUGAAAUGUUGCGUAUGUCAACGUUUACAAUCACCACCUAAAAACCGCAUUGUUUUCUGCGAUGGUUGUAAUACUCCAUUUCACCAACUUUGCCAUGAACCCAAUAUACCCGAUUCUUUGUUGGAUUCUUCGAGCGCUGAAUGGUUUUGUAACGCUUGCUCAAUGCGAAAACAUCAAAAACCGUUAAGCAUGGGUUCCACUGCGAAGGAACUAAGUUUAUCCAUAGAAGAAAGAAAGUCUUAUUUAAUUAGCCUACCAACAUCACAUUUGGUUGACAUUCUGCUCACGUGUGAACAAACUCAUCCGGAAUUACCAGUAAUAAGUCCAAAAGCCGCCUCCUUCAUUCAAAACUCCAAACAAGAAAAAACGCCGAUUGUUCCCUCAGAAGCACUACCUCAGUCGAAUUUUGCUAAUAUUUCAUCUGACCCAAACGAGAUUUCUCAAGCAAAGCUUCAAGGAUUAACUUCUUCAAGUUUUAACUUGAGUUCCGCUGAUCCAAUUGCUUCUCAAGACCAUAUUUUUCAAUUUUCUGAAAGUAUUCCAUCUAUCGAUGACUACAUGCAAACUCACAGUAACGCUGACGAGGUGAUGCUUGAAGUGUUAGAGAAGUUUCCAGCUGUGGCCUCGCUUGAUUCUAUAUUUAAUUACAUUCACAGUAAUUACGGAGAUAAACACAUAAAUAAUUCAGAUAUAAUCAGAACACUAAACCGGUUAGUGCGAAAAGGGCGUGUGCUUCGAGAUGCGACUGGUGUUUCAUACGAAUUGGACCGAACAUUUGAUAGACAAAAGCCGUCCAUUCGUAAUGAUAUAUCUGUAACUGGACCCAUACCCAUUGAUUUUAUGUUGUACACGCCAAACACUGACGAAUUAGAAGAAUCUUUUUGUACUCAUUAUGUUUUCAACGACUCAGCUGUACUUUAGUCAACUUUUUACGCUAUAAUCUUUAGGAGCUUGCAUUACAUACCCCCAAAAAAUUUACUAUCAAUUUAUUUUACAAAGUGAAUGAAAUGAACGUUGGAUGAAUACCCAGAUAUUAUUACGCACAUAGAGCAAUUACUG
This is a messenger RNA of Schizosaccharomyces octosporus yFS286, 1907 nucleotides long. RefSeq names its product PHD finger containing protein Phf2. Lineage: Eukaryota; Fungi; Ascomycota; Schizosaccharomycetes; Schizosaccharomycetales; Schizosaccharomycetaceae. The transcript is spliced from 3 exons. Gene Ontology annotation, biological process: regulation of DNA-templated transcription; chromatin organization. Gene Ontology annotation, molecular function: DNA binding; chromatin binding. The record is from RefSeq and is a predicted model, not a curated record. Gene Ontology annotation, cellular component: nucleus. The coding region runs from base 153 to 1769 and encodes 538 amino acids.